Molecule: messenger RNA, 189 nt
Organism: Mucor mucedo
Lineage: Eukaryota; Fungi; Mucoromycota; Mucoromycetes; Mucorales; Mucoraceae
Exons: 2
Source: RefSeq, a predicted model, not a curated record
AUGUCAACUGAAAAUUCAGCCAAGAAACCUGUUCUUGCACUUCCUUCCACUGCAGACGAAACCGUCUCAUUUGAUAUUAAUGAUACACACAAACUUACAGAAUUAGGACCUGUUGUUAUUAAUGAAAACGGUACCAUGAGUCGAAUCAACAAUUGGUUCGAAAUGAACGAUAUCGAAAGAGCCAAUGUG